AUGGUUGAGAAUAUUAUGAUAGACCAAACAGAAAAACCAACAGAAACGCUAGAGACUAGUAAAGAGGGAACAAAACCAGAGCAAUCUGUUCUCGCUGAAAUCAAGCAGAAUGCAUCACUUAUUGAAAGGGCUGUUAUAACAACUGAGACUAGAAUUACCAGUAGAGUUUUGCGCACCUUAACGACACUCCGCAAGCGAUUGACUGAUCAGAUUCUCCAAGAAGCCAUACAAUUAUUAGCUUCACAAAAAAUCAGGACUCAUUUAUCCCCCUACCUUUCUAACGACAUGCAGCUCGAUUCGUCAUCAGUUGAACCAAGCGAGACCGGUGUUUUCCCUGAAGUAGAUAUUUACCUCUCAUUGCUCGUCAUUCUACGCUUAAUUGAUAACUCAAGUUUGACUAGCGCUCUCGAGUUAGCAUCUAACACUUUGAAUACGAUAAGGGCACUCAACAAGAGAUCAUUUGAUCCACUCGCUGCAAAGGUUUGGUUCUACUACUAUCGCAUCCACGAGCUCCUCGGACAAGAACAGAGCGCAUGCUCACAUCUUCUCGUCGGACAAAGAACCGCUGUCCUUAGAAAGGAUGGCGAUUGUCAGGCUGUUAUUCUUAACUGCUUGCUCCGCUGUUAUCUCUCUGCAAAAGCGUAUGAUCAAGCUGAUAAGCUAAUCGCAAAGUCAACUUUCCCAGAAGGUGCUGGAAAUCCUCAACUUGCCCGUUACCUCUAUUAUCUUGGUCGUGUGAAAGCUGUACAACUCAAUUAUAGUGAGGCACACGAUAACUUACAGCAAGCGAUUAGGAGAGCACCAAGUGGUACGAUCGCGCCUGGAUUUUUACAAAACGCUUACAAAUUCUUCGUUGUCGUUGAAUUACUAAUGGGCGAUAUCCCUGAACGCUCCAUUUUCAAGCAACAACUCCUCAAAAGCUCUUUAGAGAAGGGUGGUUACUUGGCUAUCACACAAGCAGUCAGAGUGGGCGAUUUGUCUUUAUUUGCGGACGCUUUAGAAAAGCAUAGCGAGAAUUUCAUUCGAGACAAUACCUACACACUCAUUCUCAGACUCAGACACAAUGUUAUUAGAACAGGUCUUCGUAUGAUUUCACUUGCUUAUAGCCGUAUUCCAUUACGUGACAUUUGCGCUAAACUCAGACUUGACUCUGAGGAAGACGCUGAAUACAUUGUUGCAAAGGCUGCAAGAGAGGGUGUUAUUGACGCAACGAUAAAUCACCAACAAGGUUACAUGGAAAGUAAGCAAGGUGGAAAUAUCUAUAAUAGCGAAGAACCACAAGUACUCUUCAGACAAAGAAUACAAUUCUGUAUGGGACUUCAUAACGACAGUGUAAAGGCCAUGCGUUAUCCGCUUAAAGCUAAAGAUGACGAUCUCGCGAAAGCUGAAGAAGCAAGAGAGCGUGAAUCAAGGCUGAUUAGAGAAAUUGAAGAUGGUGACAUUGGAAAAGGUGAAGAAGAAGAUUAA
Wallemia mellicola CBS 633.66 is the source of this 1467-nucleotide messenger RNA. RefSeq lists its product as hypothetical. Gene Ontology annotation, molecular function: enzyme regulator activity; protein binding. The record is from RefSeq and is a predicted model, not a curated record. Lineage: Eukaryota; Fungi; Basidiomycota; Wallemiomycetes; Wallemiales; Wallemiaceae. Gene Ontology annotation, biological process: regulation of protein catabolic process; ubiquitin-dependent protein catabolic process. The transcript has 6 exons. Gene Ontology annotation, cellular component: proteasome complex; proteasome regulatory particle, lid subcomplex. The coding region runs from base 1 to 1467 and encodes 488 amino acids.